Molecule: messenger RNA, 1276 nt
Organism: Erigeron canadensis
Lineage: Eukaryota; Viridiplantae; Streptophyta; Magnoliopsida; Asterales; Asteraceae
Product: cell division control protein 2 homolog
Exons: 8
Coding region: 9-920 (303 amino acids)
Biological process (GO): regulation of G2/M transition of mitotic cell cycle; protein phosphorylation; regulation of gene expression
Cellular component (GO): cyclin-dependent protein kinase holoenzyme complex; cytoplasm; nucleus
Molecular function (GO): ATP binding; cyclin-dependent protein serine/threonine kinase activity; cyclin binding
Source: RefSeq, a predicted model, not a curated record
CAUAUAAUAUGAUGGAAUUGGAUCAGUACAAGAUACUUGAGAAGAUUGGUGAAGGAGCAUAUGGUGUGGUAUACAAGGCUCUUGACACAAAGAACAAUGCGAUUGUUGCUGUGAAGGAAAUUCGCGUCCCUAAAUAUGAUGGCAUACGGGCCUCAAAUCUAAGAGAAGUGGUGAUUUUGAAAACAUUGCAACAUGACAACGUUGUCAGGGUGCUUGAUGUCGUGUACACUCAUAAGGGACUGUAUUUGGUUCUUGAGUACCUAGACGUAAACUUAGAGAAACACAUGUCCUCUUGUCUAAGAUAUUCCGAUGAUCCCCAUCUUAUUAAAGUGUUUCUGUACCAACUUUUACGUGGUAUUGCUUAUUGCCACUCUCAUGAGGUGAUGCACAGAGAUCUAAAGCCUGAAAACCUGUUGAUAGAUCUUAAAACAAAAACUCUCAAGCUUGCAGACUUCGGGUUCGCUAGGUUUAUUCGUUACAAGCCCUUAUCACUUGAGGUAAUGACGGUUGCUUAUACACCGCCAGAAAUUCUUCUUGGAUCUAAGGAAUAUUGCUUUAGUGCUGAUAUGUGGUGCAUUGGUUGUAUUUUUGCUGAGAUGGUAAAUCGCAAAACACUCUUUGGUGGAGACUCCAAGAUUCGUCAAUCAGUUAAAGGAAAUUCUCAAAUUCGCCAACUCUUCCAUAUUUUCAAAACCAUGGGUACUCCAAAAGAGGAUACAUGGCCAGGAAUUACUUGUCUGCCCAAUUUUAUGCCGACUUUUCCGGAGUUUGUUGCAAAGGACCUUGCAGUUGUUGUUCCAGACCUUGAUAAAGUGGGCCUUGAUCUCCUACGUAAAAUGCUAUCAGUCCAUCCGAGUAGCAGAAUUACUGCUAAGUUGGCAUUGGAGCACGAGUUUUUCAAGGGUAUUUCAUUUCCUUAAAAGCUGUUAUUUUGUGAGAUAUAUACGCGCAUAUAGUAUUCUGGGAGAUUUUUUUUUUUCUACCUGUGGGACUACUUUGAUCAAUCGACAAAGACCCACUAGCGUCAAUGUAGAUCCCGGACGAAAGCUCUUAUUACUUUCCUGAACCGUGGUGCCAUGGUGGUAAUAAACACGUAUGGAAGAAGUUUCUGAAUAGAAUAGAUGAAUUGAGGACUUGAGGUAGAAAUGUUUUCUAUUUCCUGCAAGUUAGAAAUGUUUUUGAACAUGAAAUUGUGGUUUAGAUUCCGUAUCUAUACUCUUUAGUUUAAUAACCCUAUGAAUUAUUUUGUAUCAAUUUAAAUUAGCAAGCACUUGAU